AUGCGCUUAAGUGCACUCACCAGUGCCCGUUCUGCUCUCCGGAUGGCGCCGCGGGUGGAGUUGUACACUGCCUACGAGCUAUCCCCCGUGCAGGAAAAGAUCAGGGAGGCGAACAAAAAGGGCACAUACGGAGCGGUGCCCAAACGCUGUGUGGUCACCGGUGGCUUGGGCUUUGUGGGCCAACGCCUGGUGGAGACUUUGGUGGAACGAGGGGCUGAGCAGGUGGUCUCCUUUGACAUCGUCCCACCACCAGCCAACGUGUGGAAACAUGAGGCGAUCAAGUACAUUACGGGGGACCUUUGCAACCUCGAGGAUGUUGAGGAAGCGGUAAAAGGUGCCGACUGUGUCUGGCACAAUGCAGCAGCUGUUGGUCCUUUCCUGCCCAAGCACUUCUACGGAAAUGUGAACGUGCUGGGGACCAAAAACGUUUUAGAAGCUUGCAAGAAGCAAGGAGUGAGCAAGAUUGUUUACUCAGCGACUCCAUCGUCACGCUUUACCUGUUCGGGAGAUGUCGAUGGCCACACUGAGGCCGACAUGCCAGAUAUCCCUCAGGAGUCCUAUGUGGCGGAAUAUUCUGCCACGAAGGCGGAGGGUGAGCUGCUCCUUCGCAAGGCUUGCAAGAAUGGUGAGAUCAUGUAUAUUGCUGUUGCGCCGCAUACGGUCUAUGGACCACGCGACAAUCUCUUUCUUCCCAAUCUUUUAGAAGCUGCGGGUAUUGGAAAACUCCGCAUUUUUGGAAACGGCCAAAGCCGUGUGGGGUACACGCAUGUUGACAAUUACUGUCACGGCCUCAUCAUUGCAGAGAAGCAGAUCUACGAGACGUCACCCCACUUAGGGAAAUUCUACGUUUGCACGGAUGGAGCCACACAUCCGCAUCCGGAGGGCUACAGCAUCUUUUGGAACGAGCUGAAUGAAGCGGUGGUGGGUAUGGGCUUCGACUCCCUGUACAGCAAGAUGGCCUUGCCCUAUUUUCUCUUGAGGAUCAUAGCAGCGAUUUGCGAUGCCAUCAGUGCGGUCACUGGUAAGAAAUUGAAGCUUGGAUGGUUCACUCUUCGAAUGUUGACCAUGCACAGGUGGUUCCGCAUUACAGCAGCUCAAAGCGACCUGGGUUACCAGCCCAUCGUCUCCUACAAAGAAGGAUGGCCAGAUACCAUCGAGUGGUUCAGGAACAAAUGGCUGCCAACUUUUGACCCUUCUACCGCGUCUGGAACCACUGGUGGAAUUGCCCAACAAACAGUGGAUAAGGUCAAACUGCAAGAGCAGCGCAUGAAGAAAUGA
This is a messenger RNA of Cladocopium goreaui, 1278 nucleotides long. Lineage: Eukaryota; Dinophyceae; Suessiales; Symbiodiniaceae. The record is from the annotation of a GenBank genome assembly.